Molecule: messenger RNA, 4197 nt
Organism: Periophthalmus magnuspinnatus
Lineage: Eukaryota; Metazoa; Chordata; Actinopteri; Gobiiformes; Gobiidae
Product: NLR family CARD domain-containing protein 3-like
Exons: 15
Coding region: 81-3710 (1209 amino acids)
Molecular function (GO): protein binding
Source: RefSeq, a predicted model, not a curated record
AGAGGAGGAGCAGGGAGUUUGAGGGAAGAGCAGAGACACAGGAACACAGAGGAGCAGACGGAGCACGCACAGGUGUGAAAAUGUCAAAUCUACAGGAAACAAUAAGGAAGAGGAAGAUGAAGAGUGAUGAUGAAGAGCAGAGUGAUGUUGCACAAAAGAGGAAUCCUGGCCCCAGCAGUUUGGGGAAGAUGGAGUCGACUGGUCCCAGGCCUUUGUCAGUGAAGAGUGAACGUUCUAUGGGCCAUCCUAUGACCUUUCAACGAGGACCCAAAAGUUUGGAGAAGAUGGAGUCGACUGGUCCCAGGCCUUUGUCAGUGAAGAGUGAACGUUCUAUGGGCCAUCCUAUGACCUUUCAACGAGGACCCAAAAGUUUGGAGAAGAUGGAGUCGACUGGUCCCAGGCCUUUGUCAUUGGAGAGUGAUCGUUCUAUGGGCCAUCCUAUGACCUUUCAACCAGAGCCCAAAAGUUUGGAGAAGAUGGAGUCGACUGGUCCCAGGCCUUUGUCAUUGGAGAGUGAUCGUUCUAUGGGCCAUCCUAUGACCUUUCAACCAGAGCCCAAAAGUUUGGAGAAGAUGGAGUCGACUGGUCCCAGGCCUUUGUCAUUGGAGAGUGAUCGUUCUAUGGGCCAUCCUAUGACCUUUCAACCAGAGCCCAAAAGUUUGGAGAAGAUGGAGUCGACUGGUCCCAGGCCUUUAUCAUUGGAGAGUGAUCGUUCUAUGGGCCAUCCUAUGACCUUUCAACGAGGGCCCAAAAUGAGCCCAAAGCGUUUGGGGAAGAUGGAGUCGACUGGUCCCAGGCCUUUGUCAGUGAAGAGUGAUCGUUCUAUGGGUCAUCCUAUGAGCUUUCAACUAGGGCCCAAAAGAUCCCAGCUUCCAGUUUGUUGCGUUUGUGAAGAGACUUUUGAAGAAGACCCUUUGUAUUUGACCUGUCCACAUGUGGCCUGUCCUCCCUGUGUAAUGAACAACACACAGAUCCACUGCCCUCAGUGUGGCACCGAACACAAACUGAAACCGACUCCACAGGCUCUCAGACUGACAGGGGACAGUAAACCCUUUGACUUAACUGAGAAACUGAAGAAGGAGAUGCUCAACAGGUUUUCUAUGACGACUGAAGGAACUGGAGAUGAGAGGACUCCCCUGAACCACAUCUACACUUCACUGUCCAUCAACUUUGGCAAGACAGAGGUUGUCCCAGAGCACUACUCCAAACACAUGAUGAUGAAAGAACUGGAUCCUCAAGAAGAAAUCCAAGUCAGUGACCUUUUCCUUAGUUCACCAGUGAAGACCAGAACUGUCCUGACAAACGGCGUGGCCGGAAUGGGAAAAUCUUUUUGUGUCCAAAAGUUCAUUGUGGACUGGGCUGAGGGCGCUGCUCAAAAAGAUACUCCUUUUGUUUUCUGUCUGGCUUUCCGAGAGCUUAAUCUGGUCAAAAAUGACAGAAGUUUGCUCCAGCUCCUGACUGACUUCCACCCCGCUCUGAGCGGCAUAGACCCACAGGUCUUAGACUGCACUAAAGUGAUCCUGAUCCUGGAUGGAUUUGAUGAAAGCCGGUUUGACCUGGACUUCAGAAACACAGAGAGAGUCACGUCGCUCCAGAAGGUCACUUCUGUGUCCAGCCUCAUGUUCAACCUGAUCCAGGGAAACCUGCUCCCUACAGCCCAUCUCUGGAUCACCUCUCGGCCGGCGGCCGCUCAUCAGAUCCCCGGAGAGUUCAUCCACUCAGCCACUGAGAUUCAAGGGUUCAACGAUCUCCAAAAGGAAGAAUAUUUCAGGAAGAGGUUCAAGAACAAACCAGACCUCGCUGACAUGGUGAUUUCUCACGUGAAGUCGUCACAGACGCUGGACUUGUUGUGCCAGAUCCCCAUCUUCUGCUGGAUGUCCUCUGUUUUAUUUGAGGAGGUCUUUGGAGGAGAGGAGCAAACUGGAGCUCCUCAGACCCUCACUGAGAUGAUGGCAGCAUUUGUGUCUAUUCAAACCAAGCGCAGCAGCAGAAAAUAUGACAAGAACCCAGAGAAAGAGAGAACCAAACUUCUAAAAGCUAAAAGAGAGCUCCUCCUUAAAGUCAGCAAACUGGCCUUUAUCCACCUGCUAAAGAACAGCCUGAUCUUUUAUGAAGAAGAUUUACAACAGUGUGGACUCGACCCCAAAAAGGACACAGUCAAAUCUGGGUUUUUCAACUCCAUUCUCCAACAAGAGCAUCUGUUUUUGCAGCAGAAAGUGUAUUUCUUUGUGCAUCUGACCGUACAAGAGUUCUUCGCUGCUCUUUAUGUUUACGACAGUUUUACCAACAACGAACCCUGGGCUCCAGAGCUGAGCACCUUCAUGGGUCUAGAGUCAUCAGAGCCCUCCUCCAGACCCCUAAUGUUUGACCUCCUAAAGAUGGCCGUCGACCAAGUGUUGGAGAGGAACGGUGGUCACUUGUUCCUCUUCCAGCGUUUCCUUUUUGGUCUUGUGCUUGAAUCAAAUCACAGAUUUAUUCCUGGAUUACUGCUCCCUCUAGAGUCAAGUCAAGACACAGUUAAAAAAAUGUUGAGUCAUCUCAAAACCAUUCGACGCAAAACCGUCUCCCCAGACGCCUGCAUCAACCUGUUUCAAACCAUGGUGGAGAUGGGAGACACCAGGAUCAGUGAAGAGAUCCAGGAGUAUUUAAAGUCAGAGGACAGAGCUCGGGUGCAGCUGACUCCUCUGCACUGCUCUGCUCUGGCCUUCACCAUGCUGGUUUCUAAGAGUGUCCUGGAGGAACUCGAGCUAAAGAGCUACAACACGUCAGAGGAGGGACGACGGAGGCUCAUCCCGGCUGUCAGGAGCUGCAGGAAGGCCAACCUGUCGGACUGCAGAGUGACUGAGGCUUUACUGAAGCCUCUCUCUUCAGCUCUGAUGUUUCCACACUCGUCUCUGAGAGAUUUGGAUCUGACCAACAGUGAUCUGGGGGACUCUGGAGUGGAGCUGCUCUGUGAGGGUCUGAGGAGUCCAGCCUGCAGACUCACAACACUCAGGUUGUCCGGUUGCUUAGUGACAGACAAAGGCUGUGGUUUUCUGGUCUCGGCUCUAACAUCAAACCCGUCCCAUCUGAAGGAGCUGGACCUCAGUUAUAACCACCUGGAGUCAGGAGGAAGAGCCCUGACUGAACUAAAGACAGACCCUCAGUUUAAACACCUCCAGUUUGAUGUAUCUAAUGGUGGAAGUCACAGAAUGAUCCCAGGACUGAAGAAAUAUCUGUGUGUCCUCACCUGGGACAAGGCCUGUGCAGGGGUGCAGUUUUCAGAGGAGCAGAGGACAGCGUCCCGCUCUGAGGACGGCCCAGACUCGGUGCUGGUGCGAGGAGCACAGGGGCUGAGCGGUCGCUGUUACUGGGAGAUCGAGGCCUCUGAACCGUUCAACAUCGGAGUGACACACUGGAGCAGAGGGCUGGAGGAGUUUAGGCUGGGACAAAACCAGACGUCCUGGAGUUUUGUUUGCUCUGAAGGGGGCUGCUAUGGUUUCCACGACAACAAGAGCUUCCCAGUCUCUGUCCACUGUUCACGCUCCAGUCGACUGGCCCUUUAUCUUGACCACACGUCCGGGGUCCUGUCCUUCUACAGAGUCACUGCAGACAGUCAAACACAUCUCUACACUUUCAGAGAGACAUUCAACCAUAUUCUGUUUGCUGCUGCUGAGCUGAAGAUGAAGGGCUUUGCCAAAUUUUACCACGAUCAGAGCAGACAAGAAUAACCUUUAACCUCAGAAAUCAAUGAUUCAAGAGUCGAUGAAGGUGAUCGGUGUAGGUAGAGCCACUGUCUCAUCUCCAGUCAGUGCAUGGGCCGUGUGCUCACAGGGCCGGGGCAGCAUUUGGGACAUUUUUUUUUCAGUCUCAUUUAAAAAUGUUCAAACGGAAAGUGUCAAUAAAUUUUUUUGUUACAAUAAAAAAACAACACACACAUUACGUGAUAUAACUCACCUAGUUACAUGGAAUCAAAUGCUCGCUCACAGACAAAUGAAGCCAGUCCCUCGUUAAAGUAAGUCUGCUCUCCUCACAGUCACAUGUAAAAGACGAGGUUUCGUGUCACUAGAUGUUCACCAGACGUGCACAAGUUCACAAAUCUCAAUUGGAACAUGUGCUAGCCAUUAGCUUGAGCUAAAAUAAAACAUCAAAAGGUUUACACCUUCAGCAAUUACUUUUAAUCACGGCGACAUGGAAGGGUACACACUUCACUAUGGA